AGCCCCACUAGUCAUUUCACUUCAUCAAACACCUACUCCUACAAUGUCGCUGAUCCCGAGCGAUUUCUUCGGCGGACGAAGGACGAGCGUCUUCGAUCCUUUCUCCCUCGACAUCUGGGACCCCUUCCUGGACUUGUCGAUCACGCCGUCGACCGCCCUGUCGGUGCCCCGGUCGGACGUGUCGAGGGAGGUCGCGCAGUUCGCGAGCGUGCGGAUCGACUGGAGGGAGACGCCGGAGGCCCACGUGUUCCAGGCGGACCUGCCGGGGAUGAGGAAGGACGAGGUGAGAGUGGAGGUCGAGGAAGGGAGGGUGCUGAGCAUCAGCGGGGAGCGGAGGAGGGAGAAGGAGGAGGUCACGGACACGUGGCACAGGUUGGAGAGGGGGAGCGGGCGGUUCUCGAGGAGGUUCCGCCUGCCUGAGGACGUGAGGGUCGAUCAGGUGAAGGCGACCAUGGAGAACGGCGUCCUCACGGUGGUUGUGCCCAAGGCGGCGGCAGUGAGGCCCGACGUGAAGCCCAUUCCGAUCACCGGUUGAGAGGUUCUGCAUCGGAGCGAUGGAGAUACUACGGCUUUAUAGCGCAUAAAAUAAAGAGGAGAACAUCCCAGUGCGAGACUUAUGAAAGUCUGUGUGUGAGUCUAGUCAGGGUUUUGUUAUCUAUGAUGCAUAGAGAGGAUGUAGUAUGCUCUUAUAAAAUAAAA
This is a messenger RNA of Rhodamnia argentea, 699 nucleotides long. RefSeq names its product 17.3 kDa class I heat shock protein-like. NCBI's taxonomy places the organism in Eukaryota, Viridiplantae, Streptophyta, Magnoliopsida, Myrtales, Myrtaceae. Bases 44 to 535 code for a protein of 163 amino acids. Gene Ontology annotation, biological process: response to salt stress; protein complex oligomerization; protein folding. The transcript is spliced from 3 exons. The record is from RefSeq and is a predicted model, not a curated record.